Penicillium alfredii is the source of this 2886-nucleotide messenger RNA. Its product is annotated as ATP-binding response regulator. Gene Ontology annotation, biological process: phosphorelay signal transduction system; protein autophosphorylation. The record is from RefSeq and is a predicted model, not a curated record. Gene Ontology annotation, molecular function: histidine phosphotransfer kinase activity; phosphorelay sensor kinase activity. Lineage: Eukaryota; Fungi; Ascomycota; Eurotiomycetes; Eurotiales; Aspergillaceae. The transcript has a single exon. Bases 1 to 2886 code for a protein of 961 amino acids.
AUGCCCGACACGCCCGAACCCGAUGCCUCAAAUCUUGUGCAACCCCGUCCCAACAUGUUCCCUUCCUGCAAGGCCGAGUGUAUCCCAGCCGACGGAUUGACGACUGUCCCUGACGAUGUGCAUCUCGACACCUCGGGGGGAUGGAGCGAUGGCGCCCAGACUACCGCCAUGGAGCAGUUGGUGACGUUGAAGCAGGGGCUGAGAACUUCGGAUACCGAACUGUUUUGGAAAAGGUUGAUGGAGGAUAUCACAUCGAUCACAAAAUCCCAGUAUGGUUUUGUGGCCCGCCGGGUGCACGGCGAAGAUCCAAUGCCCGAACUCGGUGGCCGUCGACCAUCGCUGUUUGGGGCCGUGUUUUACUACAACGAUGGCUACCAAACCGUCGGCCUGCAGCGAAACCGCUAUUUCGCCGGCGGAAAUCCACUGUUGCACAUGGACCAUGAGCGGCCCUGCCUCAUCCCCGAAAACCUCAAGUCCCUGCUGUCGUUCGGUGAUGACCUCCUGCCCUUCGGUGCCGAAGCUUACCUGGCGAUUCCCCUCUUCUCGGCUGGCAAGUGCCUGGCGCACCUCGGGUUGAUGUGGAGCAAAGAAGGUCUGCUGAACCGAAAUAUGUCUUGGUCUUUUCUCGAGAUGAUCCUUCAUUCUUUGGAGGACUUGAUUGUUCAGCGACUGUUGCCCGGGGAAGCCCUGACAGCCCCCCUCAGCUGCGAGCCCCCCUCUACCAGCCCAUCGAUUGUUCCGAACACGCAAACCGUUCCCCUCGACGACCCCUCCGAUUUCACCUCCCAGCCGCUAAAACCGUACGCCCGCAGUCUAUCCCAUGAGUUGCGGACUCCGAUGCAAGGAGUAGUGGGCAUGCUCGAUGUCAUGCAUGCAACCGUGCGGGAAGCGAUGGAAAGCAAGACUCCGGUGAAAUCGGGUGGGGUCUUUCAGGCCCUCAAAGAAGGCAUUGAAAUGGUACAGGAUAGCGCAAGGCGAGCCGUCGAAGCGGCAGAUAACGUCGUUCACGCCUACGAUCUUAACAUGCAAGUCCCCAAAACACCGCAACGGGAACAAGAAAAUGAAAUUCUCGGAGACCCAAUACCAGACCCAAUUCCUCCGACUGAUGUUGCCGAACGUCGCCCGAGCGUUUUCAUCGAAGGAAACAAUAUCGCUGUGAAUCCAUACAAAAGACGACGAAGCCACCCACUGGAUGUCACUUCUGGCCCACGAAAGCAACGAGUACGCACAUCAUCGCGACAGGAGCUCUCGCCCCGCAGCGAAGAGGUCAAGAAUGCUGUUCACGAAAGUGACCAGAUUGUCCACGCCACUCCAGCUCGCCAAAUUGAAGCCGUUAUGGCCAACAUGGUGGAUCCUCGACCGUCCCUGGCUGUUCGACGGUCCGCUCCUCACCUUCUCCUGGAGGGCAUCAACAUGAAUCUCAGGGGAUCCGCUCUGCGGUUCACCAAGCUACGAGACCUUCUUCGCCUAGUGAUCAACGAGUCUCUUCAUGUCGGUGGCCGCCCAGAUUCGGCAGUCGGUAACGCGACCGAAUUUGGCGAGAGAAUUGAGAUUCGAUCGCGGUCCUCAAAUGGGGGAUUGUUUACCAAGACUGUCGAUUGGUCUGUUGACCCAGCGCUGCCUGAGUCUCUCCUUGCCGACGACCGGGACUUGGCUAAACUGAUUUCUUGCGUCUUUCUCAACGCCAUCAAAUUCACUAAUAACGGCACCAUCACCGUGUAUGCCACCAUCGACUCCAAGACCAACGAUGUCUUGAUCCUUGUUCGUGACACAGGCCCGGGAAUUCCAGCAGCCUUCCUACCAAAUCUUUUCAAACCCUUUGCCCGUGAGGAUGCUUCCACAACCAGAAGUAAAGAUGGCCUGGGGCUGGGUCUUCUGGUGGCCAAAGGCUUGUCCCGCAAGAUGGGAGGUGAUUUGGUCUGUGUGCAUUCAUCAACCUCGGGCCCGGGUCACGGAUCCGAGUUUCAGAUCCGAGUUCCCGUGAAUCAGCGCGAGCCCAAUAGUCGUCCCGGGACCCCAGGCGAGAGGACUUUGACCCCGCCCAGUAUCAACGACCCAUCUCGACAGGGCAGUGCGAGCAGCUUCAUAUUCGAACCCUCAACUUCUAUCUCCCCUUCCAUCCUCCCCCAGAACCACCAGUUGCAACAGCCGACACCAGGCCUCAGCGACGAGAACAGAUCUCAAAGCUCAACACCCCCACGACCUCUCGCACAAGCCCCGCCUAGCCGAACACCUAUUUCAAGAGACGCUUACGACAAGAAGCUCGGGGAGAAACACCCGCUGCGAUUCCUCGUUGCAGAAGACAACCGAAUCAAUCGGCGCGUGCUGGUCAAUAUGCUUCGCAAACUGGGCUACCGUGAUGUCCUCGAAGCUGCCGACGGCAAAGAGGCCGUCCAGAUUGUUCAUGGAAUUCUUUCCGCAUCGACGUCCUCCGAUGAGCCGGUUAUCGACCCCAACGCUACGAAAGAAACAAAUGACGUGACCGACCCACGGGGCUCUGUCACAAAGAUCAAACCAAUUGACGUCGUUCUCAUGGAUCUCUGGAUGCCCGAGAUGGAUGGAUAUGAGGCCACCGCUCGGAUCCUGCAGAUGGUUCACGACCACCGAGGUCAGCCCUCUGGCCCGGAGAGUGACUCGUAUCACCCGGAGCCUACUGACAGCCUUGAUUCAAUGGAGGUGGAUCCCACUCCAAACACCCUCUGUGCACCUCCGCAUCCUACUGUUUUGGCCGUCAGUGCGGAUGUCACCGACGAGGCACUAAGCCGCGCCUCCAAAGUGGGAAUUAAAGGCUACAUGACAAAGCCUUACAAGCUUUCUGAUCUGGAGCGAUUGAUCCUGGAAUUCUGCGGUGGACCCAAUGACCAGACUUUUGCAGCAGCAGCAUAA